AUGGCGACACAUUACGCUGCCCAUGCCGGCUAUACUACGGGCUUGCUCGCCCCCAUCGCCACCACGCUCCUGGGGAAGGCCUUGGCGCAGGCGUCCUCCGCCCUCCUGCGUGACAUGGAGCGGCGCGCAGGCAGCACGGGCGAGACAGAGGCUCUCCCCACCGUGGAGCCCGACCUCCUGGCCGCCCUGGUGGUUUUUCUGGCGGCUGGGGCCUUGGACCUGUUGGACGGGGUGGCGGCCCGCCGGAUGAAGCAAUGCUCGCGCCUGGGGGCCCUCCUGGACGUGGUCGCCGACAACGUUCUCCGCGGAUGCAUGUGGGUGUCUUCCGCUCUCCUCGAUGCGCGCACGGCCCUCCCCGCGCUCAUCUGCAUCAGCGUCGAGUGGCUGACCCUCCUGGCCUCGCAGCUCUUACAGCACCGGGAGCAGGGGCGUCACUGGAAGAAACUGAGGACUUCGGAACCCUGGGUCGUCCGCUAUUUCUUUUCCAACAACUUCAGGAACGUGUUGGGC
Nannochloropsis gaditana CCMP526 is the source of this 510-nucleotide messenger RNA. RefSeq names its product CDP-diacylglycerol-inositol 3-phosphatidyltransferase. The transcript has a single exon. Gene Ontology annotation, biological process: phospholipid biosynthetic process. Gene Ontology annotation, cellular component: membrane. Gene Ontology annotation, molecular function: phosphotransferase activity, for other substituted phosphate groups. The record is from RefSeq and is a predicted model, not a curated record. The annotation marks the transcript as partial.